AAGACAGUGGUGACAGGAGGUGGAGGCUACCUGGGAUACAAUCUGGGAUGUGCUCUUCUCAAGUCAGGCGUUGCUGUUGUUCUGUUUGAUGUACGGAAGCCUAAGUGGGAAAUUCCAAAUGGAGCAGAUUUUUUCAAGUACAAGAAGGAAGGGCCAUUAGACGGAAUGAUGAAUCGGUUCAAUAUAAACAAAAAGAGGUUGUUUUCUCAUUCAUGCAAUGGGAAAAAUGCUUGUACAAAGUCUUACCAAAAGUUUACUUCUGUUGGAGAUUAUUAAAUAGGGUGAUGUGAGGGAUUAUGAUGCAGUGUUCAAAGCAUGUGAAGGGGCUGACUGUAUUUUUCAUGUGGCUGCUUGUGGAAUGUCAGGAUUAGAACAACUUCAAAAGAAAGAACAGAUUGAAUCCAUAAAUGUUGGUGGCACAAAAAUAAUAAUUGAUGUCUGCAAACAAAGAAAUAUCCCUAGACUGAUAUAUACCAGUACAGUGAAUGUGGUAUUUGGAGGGAAUACUAUUGAAGAAGGAGAUGAAGAAACUGUGCCAUAUUUUCCACUGGAAAAGCAUUUUAAUCAUUAUUCUAGAACGAAGGCAAUUGCAGACCAAAUGGUUCUUGCUGCUAAUGGAACCUUACUCAAAGGAGGUGAUAAGCUCCAUACUUGUGUGCUUCGUCCACCAGGCAUAUAUGGACCAGAAGAGCAGCGCCACCUGCCACGAGUAGCUAUAAAUAUCCAGCGGAGACUAUUUAACUUCAAGUUUGGGAAUCAUAAAGUUCAGAUGAACUGGGUUCACAUAGGAAACCUAGUACAAGCUCACUUAUUAGCUGCUGAGGCUCUCACCUCUGAGAAGGAUUAUGUAGCAAGUGGACAGGCAUAUUACAUACACGAUGGUGAAAAUGUCGUAUUUUCCGAAUGGAUAGUCCCUUUAUUUGAAAAAUUAGGCUAUAGGAAACCCUGGAUACAUAUUCCUGUUCUCCUGGUUCACAUAGCAGCCACUGUGAUGGAGUAUCUGCACCUGGCACUAAAGCCAGUUUUUAUCUUUACACCUUUCUUGACAAGGAAUGAGGUAUGGAACGUUACUGUAACUCACACUUUCCGAAUAGAUAAAGCACGAAAUCAACUUGGUUACAAACCAAAGAAAUUCUCAUUAGCUGAUUCUGUGGAUCAUUAUCUUAAAACAAGACCUAUUUGCCAAGAAGAUCACACAUUCCUUAAAAUGUUGUUUGCUUUUGGCCUUUUAUUAAGUUUGAUGAUUCUUUAUUUCUUCUAAAACCAAAUAGCUACCCACCUGUUCCAGAAAAACUAAUUUUGUUUCUGAGUAUUAAUGAUCUGGUCAUAGUAUAUUCCUCAGUCACUAUGGAAUUUAUUGUUCUUAUUCCUUAUUCUUAUCACUGUGAUGACUUCUCUCUGAUCUUAAACAAACAAAACUGAAAAUGCAAGGCAUAUCAAGAAAUGUUCUCAUAGGACAAAAGCAAAGGAGUGUCACAAAAUCAAAGGAGUUCACCACCAACGGGUGCAGGAAGAGUUUUAAUGAAUCUUCAUUAAUGAUUACUUCAUACUGAGAAUAUCUUUCUAAAAAUGAUAAUCCAGGACCAUAAGAAAUUGGAAGAGGAACCAUUGUAGCACUGCAGUGUUGUAGCAAGGUAGUGGCCCUAAUGAAGAAACUGCUCUGAUGAAGCCGCUGCUACAGCUGCGUGAGGAAUUAUGAAGACCUGGGAAAUAUAUAUAAAAAAUAAAAGUAAAUAUUUAUAUAAUAUUUAUAUGUAUCAGGUGGGAGAGGACUGAAUGUCAUAUUUAUGUGAAAUAGUUUGUUGUUCAAAACCUGUGUAAAAUAUGUAAUAAAGUGUCAUUACACUUGUUUGUAAAUGAAAUAUUUUUUUGAUGCAGUAAUAAAUCAUAACUGAACCA
This is a messenger RNA of Anas platyrhynchos (mallard), 1899 nucleotides long. The record is from RefSeq and is a predicted model, not a curated record. Lineage: Eukaryota; Metazoa; Chordata; Aves; Anseriformes; Anatidae.